AUCAUAUUUUAUAAUAAGGAACAAAAAUAUAAUCCAAUCCAAAUUUACUCGAUCCCCAAGAGCGUCAUCUCAAAUCAAAGAAGUCAUUCGAUCUCUACAGACAACAGAACAUUCAGUAUCCUCAUUGUGUUUCAGAAACGGACUAAUAUCUCGCCGUACGACCGAUUUACUGGCACGCUUCGUCCAUAAUUAUAAAUUAACGAUCGACAAAUAACAAACGUUUGUCUCGUCGGCGAGGCAAAGAGACGAAAAAGCUUGGGAUUCGAAACAAACGUACGAAAGCGCAACGUAAUUUUCGUUAUCGCGACUAUUUCUGUACGGGUGGAGGUUCGCAGGGAGAUUCGUCAGGGUACGGGUGAUCAUAACCGAAGAACAAUCAUGCAGUAUUCUCCGCGACACUAGCUGAUUAACAUACACUCAAUAGGUACGCCAGACAUCGAACAAAAUUUAUCAAAGGAUAAUAUUCCUGUGAGUAACUGUUACAAAGGACGGGGAACAUAUACAUACAUAGCGGAUCUUCGAAAAAUUGUCAAAGGAUAAUAUUCCUAAUUGAUCGACACGGAAUAAAAGCUAUUUCUCGUCGACAUAGAACGAGGACAUUAAUGAUCCUGGAAAUUUUUCACGACGUACGUUGACACGUGUCUAGCACGGAAGGCAUCGCGUGCAACAACGAGCCCUUGAUUCGAUCAAUCAGCGGAGUACUUAUCGUAUUACUCGUGGAAAAAGGGAUCAACGAGAUGGCCAACAAUUCAACGCAUUCAAGAAAAGGAAUGGUUAUCAUGCCGGGACGUGCUUUGGUAUCUUGUUUUCUGCGGUUUCGCUGUAAAUUACAUGCUGAGGAUCAACCUGAACCUGACGAUAGUAGCGAUGGUAAUGCCUCGUGCAAAGAUAUCGACAAGUUCUCAAUGCAUCGAAAAUCUGCAGUCGUACAACAGAACAUACGAUAGUUAUAACAAAACAACACCUACUCCACCAAUUUCGGAACAAGAUGUUAACUACGAGGAUCGGUUUCUUUGGAGCGAGAGUCAGCAAGGCUUAAUUUUAGGAGCUUACUACUGGUUGCAUUGGACAACGCAACUUCCUGGAGGUCUUUUAGCAAGACGUUAUGGCACAAAACUUGUUUACGGUUUAGGAAACUUUCUAACAACGCUUUUUGGCUUCUUCAUCCCACUUAUGACACAUUAUCAUCUGUAUGCUCUUGUGGCGUUACGAGUUCUUCAGGGUCUGUUCGCGGGUGUUGUAUGGCCUUCUAUGCAUGACAUGACUGCCAAAUGGAUCCCUCAGAAUGAGAGAAGCAGAUUUGUCAGUUCCUAUUUGGGUAGUUCUGUAGGUGCUGCUAUAACUUACCCCCUCUGUGCAAUUGUCAGCAGUACAUUCGGCUGGGGUGCAGCGUUUUACGUAACUUCGUUACUUGGUGUCAUCUGGUACUGCUUCUGGCUGUUCCUCAUACACGAUUCACCUCAGCAACAUCCUCGGAUAUCCGACGAUGAAAAAAAAUAUAUUUUGGAUCAUCUUGGUGAUUCAGUCGACGAAGAACAAACUGCCAUACCUUGGAAAGAAAUAUUAACAUCAGGUCCAGUUUGGAUUACAAUCAUAUCGCAAUGGGGUGGAGCAUGGGGUUUUCUCACCUUAAUGACUCAAGCACCAACUUACUUCAACUUCAUACAUGGAUGGGAUAUCAAUGCGACUGGACUUCUGUCUGGAUUGCCGCACCUACUCAGAAUGAUUUUCUCGUAUUAUUACUCAAUUAUGAGCGAUUGGCUCAUACGUACCAACAAGAUGAGUUUGACCAAUGUUAGAAAAAUUGCUAUGUUCGUAUGCACUGGUUUGCAAGGGAUCUUCAUCUUGGCUCUGGGCUAUAGCGGAUGUCAUCCAACGCUUGCAGUGAUCUUCAUGAUGGCAGGAACAACUGUAAAUGGCGCGGUUGCCGCUGGUCCCUUAGCGACUUUCGUAGAUUUGAGUCCGAAUUAUGCUAGUAUUCUUCUUGGUUAUUGCGGAAUGAUAGUAAUAGCCUGUGGAUUCAUUUCACCGGCGAUCGUUGGUAUUUUAACGCACGAUAAUCAAACCGUAUCGCAGUGGCGAUUAGUUUUCAUCAUAGCUGCUAUUAAUACUUUCGUCGGGACCGUCGUCUACUUGAUGUUCGGAACAUCGAAGGAACAACCGUGGAACAAGUAUGGUAAGUCAAACAAAGAGAAUGGACAAGAACUGCAGAAAUUAACGACGAAGCCAAUUGUAAAAAUCGAAGAGGAAAAUAAGACAAAGAAUGCGACCGAGAAAGAUAGAAUGAUCACGGACAAAUAAAAGAAACGAAUACACGCAAGUAAACGUUCUUCAGGUUUUUGUAGAAUGGAAUAAAAUACAUGUGUUUCACGACCAAUAACGUUUAUCUCGGUUAUGCUCGUUAUUUGCAGUUGAAAGAAUUAUUAACUGAAAGAAAGUUUUUGUCGGAAAAGAAAAUCGAAGAAAGGAAAAUGCAUUGUUUGAAAUUUCGUACUUGUCAAUUUUUAGAAGACUGAUCAAAUGUUUUAUCGUGAUUAAUAAAAUCAAAAACGAUCGAAUGUCGAAUUUUAAGUAUCGAUGCGUUGAGAAAAAAAAAACAUUUGCAAUGAUUUCAUCGGAUUCAUAGAAAAAUCUAGUAUUUUACUUUAUGAAUUUAAAUUAUUGUGCUUUCCUAAUAUAAUUAUAAUCUGUUGAACGCGAUAAAUGAUAAUAAUUAUCAUUUAUCAAAGAAAUUUGAUUUAAAAUGUAAAAAUACAAGUUAUUUUUAUUGUCAUAAUACACAAACUAUAUAUGUAUAUUGAACGUAAAUUGAGAGUCUUAAUAUAAAACCUAGACGUGGAAAUAAUGCAAAAUAAUUGCUAUAUGUCAUUGGAAUAUAAGUAUAAAAUACACAAUCAAUAAUUUACAUAAAUGUAAAUAGUUUCUUGUUUCAUUAAGCAGCGAUUGUAAAAAUGUACGUACUCGUUAAAAAUAUAUGAAGUUUCAUUUUAAUAAAACAAUAGUUAAACUGUGACUCACCCAGAAUGAAAUUAAUACUAUCAUAUUCUAGAUAAAUAAAAUUAACUCGAGUCUAAAUGUUUCAAGUAUUAAAACUAUCGUAUGAUAAAAGCAUACAAGAAUCUUAUAACAACAUUUGUCGCAAAUUUAUUGCAACAAAUGUAAAAGCAAAUAAUUAAUAAAAAGACGCAUCACAAAAGGUAAAUCUUUUGUUAUAAAACUGAGAAUAAAGAAGCUAACAUAAAGAAGAAAAUUUCAAUGCUAUACUAUUUCAAUAAAGUAAAUAAGAGAACUGAAGAUACUGAGAUUAACUAUACCUAAGGCGAACUUAUACAUAAAUUUUGGACACGAAUAUGAUAAUAAACAUAGGAACAAUGGACCUCUAUUUAUUGAAACGAUUUCACGGCGAUGAGAUACCAGAGAUCUUAUUACAUAAAAUUCAUAUAACAAGAAAUUUCCAUUAAAUUAAAAGUAAUUAUCUGUCAUGUAUAUAAUAAACAUACAUGCAAUUUUUACAGCGUUGUAUAAUAAAAAAAAAAAGUACGUAAAUUACACGAUGUGUUCAUUAAGUACUUGUCGUAAAUUGUUCAAAAAAAUGAUUUUUCACUUUUAAUAUAUAUUUUGUUUUUUCUUCAAAUCGAUUAAACAAUCGUUAUUGAAUCGAUAAAAGCAACUUAUCGUUUUAUAGAUCAUAUUAAUAAUGAAUACAAAUGAAUACUUGAUAAACACAUGUAUAAUACGUUUUACGUACAUCAUGUAUAUAAUAUUGUUAUUGCAAAAUUAUCGUCGCCACGUGUUUCAGAAAAAAAUAAUUAUAAUGAUGAAUAUUCGUGAUAAACGAAAGUAUACGAUGCCGUUUGGUUCUUUGCUUCCAGAGCUAUUCUAUUCAACUUCUUCUAAUAAGACUUCAGCGAUACCUUAGUUCCUUUCCCCUUCAGUUUUACAAUAUUUCCUUAACGAUACUACCUCGUAACAAAAUCAAAUGCUACGGAACCGAUUUAUUUUAUAUUAUGGCAUUUUAUACUCUCCACGUACUAUUUUACUUCGCGCAGAAAAGCCCAGAUAUUAUCACAGUUUCUCUUCCGCGGUGAAGUAACUUAUAAUUAGAUACAACACUUUGCUUCCUUUUCCCCUGUAGACAUUACGAUUCUAACAAAACGUCACUGGUCAUAGGUGCAACCAGAAUAUUUGUCAAAUAUAAUUCGUAACUUAGAAAAAAGAUCGGCGGUAUAAAUGGAUCUGUAAUUUUGUUCUUCAAGGCUAAUGUUAUGUUACAAAAUUUUAUUUCAAAGUACAGUGGAUCCUCGAUCGCAAAAUCAAACCUCGGCCAAGAGUUGAGUAUCAAGCAACAAAUGAAAUUUUAUUCCCUCGUUUGUUAUUCAAUUGUCUAACGA
This is a messenger RNA of Frieseomelitta varia, 4391 nucleotides long. RefSeq names its product sialin (gene NaPi-T). Bases 832 to 2301 code for a protein of 489 amino acids. NCBI's taxonomy places the organism in Eukaryota, Metazoa, Arthropoda, Insecta, Hymenoptera, Apidae. The record is from RefSeq and is a predicted model, not a curated record. Gene Ontology annotation, biological process: monoatomic anion transport; transmembrane transport. Gene Ontology annotation, cellular component: plasma membrane. Gene Ontology annotation, molecular function: transmembrane transporter activity. The transcript has 9 exons.